Messenger RNA from Hibiscus syriacus, 1362 nucleotides. Its product is annotated as GATA transcription factor 12-like. Bases 79 to 1170 code for a protein of 363 amino acids. Gene Ontology annotation, molecular function: sequence-specific DNA binding; zinc ion binding. The record is from RefSeq and is a predicted model, not a curated record. NCBI's taxonomy places the organism in Eukaryota, Viridiplantae, Streptophyta, Magnoliopsida, Malvales, Malvaceae. Gene Ontology annotation, biological process: positive regulation of DNA-templated transcription. The transcript is spliced from 2 exons. Gene Ontology annotation, cellular component: nucleus.
UUCUCUUUUCUCUCUACACUCUACACUUCCUUCCCAAAUAAAGAAAACUUAAAAAAAAAUAAAGAAAAAGAAACAGUUAUGGACGCGCCAGAAUUCUUUCAAGCAAGCAGCUGUUCUUCUCAAUUAGCGCCUGAAGAACCAGCGUCCACCGCUGACCAUUUCAUCGUGGAAGACUUGCUCGAUUUUUCCAACGAGGAUGCCGUUAUAACUGAACAAACGUUCGACUCCUCAGUUGCUGGCCAUUCCACGGAUUCUUCCACCGUUACCGCCGUCGACAGCUGCAAUUCGUCAUCGUUUUCCGGUUGCGAACCCAAUUUAGUUGGCGGUAUUGGUUGCCGUGGUUUUACCGAUGGUCACUCCUCCGCUGACCUUUAUGUGCCGUGCGACGAUUUAGCUGAGCUUGAAUGGCUGUCAAAUUUCGUGGAGGAAUCGUUUUCAAGUGAUGACCUACAAAAGCAGCAGCUAUUAUCAGGAAUGAACAUUCGACCCGACGACGCAUUAGAGACCCAAGGAUUCCAACUCGUUCUGCCCACCCAAAUUAAUGACGCCAUUGACAACGGCGACUACAGCCACGGUAACAAUACCGACAACCCAAUUUUCAAUCCGGAUAUGUCGGUUCCCGCCAAGGCAAGAAGCAAACGCUCUCGGGCAGCGCCAUGCAGUUGGGCUUCCCGUCUCCUUGUUCUCAGCUCAACAUCUUCUUAUUCCGAGUCUGACAUCGUCGUCCCGGUGCAACCGCCUCCGCCAAACCAACCCGGCAAAAAGCCCGUCAAAACGACGUCGUCGAAAAAGAAAGAUGGUGGCGUGGCCAUUUCCGAUGGGCGGAAGUGCCUGCACUGCGCUACGGAUAAGACGCCGCAGUGGAGAACUGGUCCCAUGGGUCCCAAAACACUGUGCAAUGCAUGUGGGGUGAGGUAUAAAUCGGGGCGACUUGUGCCAGAAUACCGACCCGCUUCGAGCCCGACGUUUGUUCUUACUAAACAUUCAAAUUCUCACCGUAAGGUGCUUGAGCUUAGGCGGCAGAAGGAAAUGUUAAGGGCCCAGCAGCAACAUCAACAGCAAUUCAUGCAGCACCAUCAUCAGAACAUGGUUUUCGAUGUAUCCAACGGCGAUGAUUACUUGAUCCACCAACAUGUUGGCCCUGAUUUCAGGCAGCUCAUUCUAGAGUAGGGAACUUCAAUUAAAUUUGAGUUCUUGAAUUCCCCCCAGAACUAAUUUAGUUACUGAAUUCCAGUUGUUUUAUUUUUUGGAUAAUUCCGUAGACUAAUCGUCUCUUGAGUUGGACUUUUUCCGGCCUAAUUUGGCAAACUCUAUAAACCCAAUUUUCUUACUUCAGGCAAUUGAAUUCAAUCUUUUUCUUUU